This is a messenger RNA of Apus apus (common swift), 3502 nucleotides long. RefSeq names its product plexin domain containing 1 (gene PLXDC1). The transcript has 14 exons. The coding region runs from base 101 to 1570 and encodes 489 amino acids. The record is from RefSeq and is a predicted model, not a curated record. NCBI's taxonomy places the organism in Eukaryota, Metazoa, Chordata, Aves, Apodiformes, Apodidae.
CCGUGCGCGGCUCCCCGGGGGUGCCGGCCCAUGGCGGGGCUCUGAGCCCCCCCAGAAGAGCCGGGGCCGAGCUGGGCCAGCCCCCUAUCCCCCCAAAACCAUGCGCUGGGGGGGCCUGAUCCUGCUCUGCCUCCUGCGCGGGGCGCUGGGCUCGCCGGGCCCGCGGGAUGCAGGACGUCCUCCCAGGAGCCCAGUGUCGGGUGAUGGGCGGCGGAGACCCCGGGAAACCUCGCCGGGAACCGAGGGGACCCACAUCAGCCAGGACCUGGGGGGGGGCAGCCUGGCCAUCGACACGCUGCCCCCCAACGAGACGCGGAUCGUGGAGGACAACCACAGCUACUACGUGUCGCGGAUCUACGGGCCGGGGGACACUCGCCAGAGGGGGCUGUGGCUGGACAUGGCAGCGGCCAACAGGAGCCAAGUGAAGAUCCACGGGAUCCUCUCCAACACCCACCGGCAGGCCUCGAGAAUCGUCCUCUCUUUUGACUUCCCCUUCUACGGGCACCUCCUGCGGCAGGUCACGAUAGCGACGGGCGGUUUUCUCUUCAUGGGGGAUGUCAUCCACCGCAUGCUGACGGCCACGCAGUACGUGGCGCCCCUCAUGGCCAACUUCAACCCCAGCUACUCCCGCGACUCCACCGUCCAGUACUUGGACAACGGGACAGUUUUUGUGGUGCAGUGGGACAAGGUCUAUCUUCAGGGGAAGGAGGACAUGGGCAGCUUCACCUUCCAGGCAGCCCUGCACAGCACCGGGAGAAUCGUCUUCGGGUACAAGGAGAUCCCAGUGCCAGUCCUGCAGAUCAGUGCCACCCAGCACCCUGUCAAGGCUGGGCUUUCUGAUGCCUUCAUGGUCCUCAACCCAGCUCCCGACGUGCCUGAGUCCCGCCGUCGGACCAUCUACGAAUACCAUCGCGUGGAGCUGGACACCAGCAAGAUCACCAACAUGUCAGCAGUGGAGUUCUCCCCCCUGCCCACUUGUCUCCAGCACCAGAGCUGUGAAAUGUGUGUGACCUCAGAGCUGACCUUCAACUGCAGCUGGUGUCACGUCCUGCAGAGAUGUUCCAGUGGUUUUGACCGGUACCGUGAGGAGUGGUUGUCCUAUGGCUGUGGCCAGAAGUCAGAUGAGAAGACGUGCGAGGAUUUAGCAGAAGGUGACCACUAUUCAGCACCUCCUGACAGCUCCUUCUCUCCACUGGAUGAAGGUGUCACCCCCUCCACGUCCUCGCUCUUCAUUGACAGCCUCACUACAGAAGAUGACACGAAGCUCACUCAGUCUGCAGGGAGCGAAGGGGUCCCCAGCAGCCUCCCCUCCAAGAAGGCCAGCACCCCGAUUCACACCGGGACCAUCGUGGGGAUCGUUCUGGCCGUGCUGCUCCUCGCAGUGAUUAUCCUCGCUGGAAUUUACAUCAACAGCCACCCCACCUCCCACGCUGCCCUCUUCUUCAUUGAGAGAAGGCCCCAUCACUGGCCUGCCAUGAAAUUCCGGAACCACACCAACCACACAAGCUACUCGGAGGUGGAGCCAGGCAGCCAGGAGAAGGAGGGCUUUGUGGAGGCAGAACAGUGCUGAGCACUUCCCCUGCCCCUCCACCCUCCCCUGUCUUCAAGUGUUGGUGGAGUCUUCUGUUAUUCUAUUGCAAAGUCUUUCCCCUCCUGGAAAAGAAAGAGCAAGUAGAAGGAAAAAACCAAAAAGACCCGAUGGAGGGUUGGAAAAGAAUGGGAAGUGGUGAAUUUGGGGCUGGAGCUGCCUGGGUUCCUCAUGGGAACAGCAGUAGUUGGGACAUUGGACUCUGCCUGCAGCCCAGCACCAAAGCCCUGGAUGUGGCAGCAGAACAAAGUGCAGGCCCAGCUGUGGUUUGAAGUGGGGUUUUUGUUGUUCUGUGCUUGGGUUUUUACCCCCCCUGGUCACUGCCCACCUCCCCCCCCAGCAGGAGCCUCCACAGGGGCAGCAAAGGGGGAACCUGAGUGUGGGCAAACCAGAGGUUGCCUCAGGUCCCUAGGGCAGCAGGAUGGAUUCUGUGGUUCUGUGCUUUUUGCUGCACAUUCCAGCUCUGCCCUCAGGGAAGUCAGGCUGGUUGGCCCGGACCCAGAGCUGGGUGGUUGGGGCAGGUGCUGGUGGUGGCCCAGGGGAGGGAAGGUUGGCUCUCCAGGGCUCUCCUCCCCUGUCCUCUCUCCCCCAGCUCUGUCCCUUUGUCUGCCCUUCCCUUCACCUUCUUUGGGAACAGGUAACACUUAAUUUUGUCUUCCUGGCUGAGAAGCCUUGAGCCCUUGUCCUUUCAUCCUGCAGCUGGUUCCACCACCACAGCUUCAGCUCCCUGCUCUCCUCUCCUUUCCAAGCAACAGCUUCCAGCCCUGCUCCAGAGAAAGGGGCACCUGAGCUAUUUGAAGGGCAAAAACCCUGUGGAGACUUCACCUUCAGGAUGUGGGUGAGCCAAGGGCUCCCAUGCACUUUUUGGCAUCUAAUUAGUUUGCUAAAUUACUAAUUAUGAUCCUUUCUUUAAAGGAGACAGAGGGUGAGAACAUUUUUAUCUUAGAUUCCUCCAACAUACAUCCUCAGGGCCUGGCCACUAAUCCAGCAGGAACAGAGAAGGUUUGGAUGGCAGGGGCUGGGGGCACCAGUGAGAGCAGUGUCCUCCCACAGGCUAAAUCCUGACACAAACCCAAGCUGAUUCCUGGGCCUUUCCCAGCCUAAGGUGUGAAGGCAGAUGUGCCUUGGCACCCUGGACAAAUGUGAAAAUCCUUGUUAACAUCAUUGUUUUUAGAGCAGACUCAAAUCAGUGGAAUUUUUUGUCUGUUAUUUUAUUACUAUGUCUGUGGUGGCCCCUGCUCUGGCUUUGGAUGGAAUGUGGUGAUUCCAGAGUCUAACCCUCACAAAGGGCUUUGACAUGAGACCUCUCAGGGUUUUGGUUUUUUUUUUAACUCCUCCUGUGCAAUCAGAAUUCAAGCUAAUCUGCAGAAAUAUUCCACCCUACUUCCCCAGACACCAGCUGCAGGAUUGGGCCCUAAACUGAGGAAAGCUUGUCUGAAAAAAAGACAGAAUCCAAAAUCCAGCACAGGGUGAAGUUUUCUUUACCCCACAAAAAAAAAAAAAAAAAAAAAAAAGGUGGGUUUUAUGGGGCUUUCUUCCCCUUUUUUAAUUUUCUCUGGCUCCUCAGUUAUUUAUUCUGAUAAUCAUCUUUGGUGCAUAUUUUACCCACUGGCUGGUUCAGCUGUCACUGGGGGUGAUUACUGCCAGAGGCAGGGUCUGUCUAAUUAAUGUUUUCCUUCUCAUCUGCUGAAUUUAUAUAGCCAUUAAAGAUACAGAUGGAUGCUUUGUGGCAUUUAGACCCCAGAUUAUACUUCUUCAUACACUGCCUGCAUCUUAUGAUGGCAUAAAGGCACCAAGAUGCUCCAGCAGGGUCAGGCAGACUGAGUCAUGCCAAGUUGUUAUGGUCCAGUCUCUCUUUAGACACAUUUUACAGAUAAACUUUAUUCCCAAAUAAAGCUUUCAACUGGAAAAGGU